Molecule: messenger RNA, 2598 nt
Organism: Gigantopelta aegis
Lineage: Eukaryota; Metazoa; Mollusca; Gastropoda; Neomphalida; Peltospiridae
Product: vesicle-associated membrane protein 7-like
Exons: 9
Coding region: 68-733 (221 amino acids)
Biological process (GO): exocytosis; vesicle fusion
Cellular component (GO): SNARE complex; membrane
Molecular function (GO): SNARE binding; SNAP receptor activity
Source: RefSeq, a predicted model, not a curated record
GUAUACAGGUAAACAAGGAAAUUGUAAAAUUAUUUCCACAAAUCGCUCUGCCAGUAAUACGUUUGAUAUGAAAGGCAAAAUGCCAUUGCUGUAUGCAGUGGUAGCACGAGGUACUACAGUUCUUGCGAAGUAUGCUAGUUGUGCUGGAAACUUCUCAGAAGUUACAGAACAGAUUCUGGCAAAAAUUGGUCCAGAUAAUACAAAGUUAACUUACUCCCAUGGAAGUUACUUGUUCCAUUACAUUUGUGAAGACAAUAUCAUCUACUUGUGUAUAACUGAUGAUGAGUUUGAAAGAUCAAGAGCCUUUUUAUUUCUCAAUGAAAUUAAGAGAAGGUUUCAUUCCCAGUAUGGUGUUAGGGCACAGACUGCUUUACCCUUUGCCAUGAACAGUGAAUUUUCUCGAGUCAUAGCAUCACAGAUGAGAUACUUCACGGAAGAGAAACCUGACCAGCUGAGCAAGGUUGAGGACCAGGUUGAUGAAUUAAAAGGAAUCAUGGUAAAGAAUAUUGAUCAAAUAGCAGACCGAGGCGAGAGAUUAGAGCUUUUAGUGGACAAAACAGAUGAACUGCAAUCAAAUGCUGUUUCUUUCAAGAAGACAAGUCGUAGUCUUGCCAGGUCUCUGUGGUGGAAAAACAUCAAACUAACUGUGAUAAUAGUUGUAGUGUUAAUAGUGAUCAUCUACUUCAUUGUGUCAGCAGCUUGUGGGGGACUCAACUGGCCUAGCUGCACCUGAUGGUCUUGGAUAAUGAAUUGGGAUCCUGGCUUCCGAACUACCAUCAUCUGGUCUCUUUACUAAACAGGGUUGCAUAGUGUUGGACAACAUUCAGCAAAAUACUGAACACCAAAGACAUGUAAAAGAAAUCCACGUUUUGUGUUGUGAACUAACAUUGUUCAUUAUUGCAGUGGAUUCACAAGUUUUCUUCAUCUACAACUUUGUUAAACCAGUUGUGUACAUAGAAAUAUUGCAGAAGCCAGCAUUUGUUAAGAGAACGUUAUUGCAGGUGGGGUUGGAUCAAAAUAAGUCAAGAACAGUCGUUCAGAUUACACAGAGGUUACCAGAUGUCAUGAAAGUUGAGAAUGUUACUUCGUUCUUCACAAAACAAAUUUGAAUUAAAAUACAACCAAAAUUUUUAUCAGAUGUGUGCUGUUUAAAUGUAAAUGACAUACACGAGUAUCUGUAUUAUGAGAACAGUGAUAUGAAUGAAUAAAAGUAUAUGUGUGUUUUUGCAGGAAUGAUAAUGGAAAUUGGAAAUUGCAUAAAUGUGUUGUAAUGUCAUUGUGUAGGUUACCAGGCCUGUAAUGUAUAGUAACUUGUACAUUGGUUACCAGGCAGUAGGCUUAUUUGGAUGCCUGUUAGCUGUGGUUGGAAUUUACUUCUUAUUUUUAAGCUGAUAUGAUGUAUUAUCAUCAUCCAUCAACAACAUGGAACAUAAUAAACGUGUCAGUUUUCGAUGACUAUCAUGGAACUUGUUACUAUCUUGGAUAUGUGCAGAAUAAUGUUAAGUAGAUUAUUAUUAUUAUAGCAUUAAGUAGAUUAUUAUAGUGUCAAAUUGCAGCCAGCACCAUGCAGAAUGACAUUAGCAGUUGAAGUGUUAAGUAGUUUAUCAUAGCAUCAAACUGCAGCUGGCACCAAUAUCAAGAAUGCAUCAUUUCAAGCACAAUAAACACAAAUCAUAGCAUCACUUAGUCUUCCAGUUACAUGUAGGUCAGGUCCUGGUCAGUUUAGAACAAUGAGAUAAGAGUUCAAAAUAAACCAACAAAAAAAGCAGUUAAAGUGACAAACCCUAGUUUCUAAAAAUGCACGUUCAUCUGAGAAGUAAUGGUUAUUGAAAAAAACUAUUAUUUUUAGACACUAUUUCCCUGUUUAAACAUCACAGAUUUUAGCUUCUAUCUGAAAUAAUCUUUUUCAAAUGUAUUAUGCAGGUUUGUAGAUUAACUAAACUCUGUGUCCAUUUUCACGGGUUGAAACGAGGUCUGCUCCUUUAAUAUUAAAUUAAACUAUACAAGUUUUAAAACAUUUGAAAGCCUCAUAAAUGGUAAUAUUUAUGUUUUGUGGAAUGACAAACUUCAAAACUACUUUGCAAUAUAACAUAAAAGCAAUACAUGGGAAAAUUGCUUCGAGAAAUGUCACAGAUAUUGGUGGGUUUGUGAAAUAAGAAUUAAUUUAUUUUAAUAUAAUUAUAUGAUAUAUAGUGAGGAGAAAAAAGAGGAUCUUAUAUGAUAGUGUUUUCCAUCCUGUAUGGUAACUCCACUCCACAUUUCUGUCACACACAUGCACAUUGUAAUAACAAUGUAAUUUACAAUCGAAGAAACAAAAUGGCAAAAUGUUUAUAACAUUUCAAUAUUUAUUGUGUAUUAUUAUUUCAUUAAAAUUAUGUUUCAAGAAAGUAAACUCUCACACUUUUGACAAAAUCCAUUUAUAGUUUUUAGCAGACAUUUCUUAAUUACUGUUUGUUAUUUGUUUUCAUAUCUCAUUAUGUGUGUAUGUUGGGGGAGGGGCAUUUACAGGAUUAAUCCCGCAGUGGAUGCAUUGUACAUAGUUACAUGAGAUAUGGGUCAAAUAGUCACAUUGUGUCAUUAAACUUUGAAAAAACUAAA